AUGAAAGCGGCCUUUUUUGGAAGAGAAUGCCUAGAAGAACUUAUGUAGCAAAAUCGCAGAAAACAGCCGGUGGUUUUAAAGUAGCAAAGGACCGUAUUACGUUGUUGUUUUGUUCCAAUGCUUCAGGAGAACGUAUUCUUAAGCCACUCCUAGUACAUCGUGCCUUAAGACCACGUUCCAUGAAAAGUGUAGAUUUCAAUAAAUUGCCUGUACACUGGAUGGCGAACAAAAAGGCUUGGGUAACCAGUGCAAUUUUCACAGAGUGGUUUCAGAAGCACUUCAUCCCAGAAGUUAGGCGCUACAUGAAAGAAAAAUGUCUCGAAUUUAAAGUUCUUUUGAUUCUAGACAAUGCACCAGGCCAUCCAGUUUUGGAGCACCCAAACGUACAAUUUUGUUUUUUGCCGCCUAAUACCACUUCCCUUAUACAGCCACUAGACCAGGGGAUAAUUGCUACGUUUAAAACGUAUUACAUAAGAAGUUCAUUUCAUUAUGUUGUAGAAAAACUUGAUAAUUAUGAGGAAUCAUCAGUCAUAGAUGAAUGGAAAAAAUUUUCUAUAAUGGACUGCAUUAAUCAAGUCAAGAUCGCGUUAGAUUUAUUAAAGCCAUCAACUUUGAACUCGUGUUGGAAAAAUAUUUGGCCAGAAUGCGUAAAAUGCAAAGAUCCUGUUAUCGAUAAUAACGCUGAACUUGCUGAUAUAAUAACAAUGGCCAAUGCAAUUGGUGGGGAUGGAUUCGAUGACCUAUCGUUAGCAGAUGUAGAAGAAUUGUUGGUAGAUGAAAGCUUGAGCGAAAAUGAAAUUAUCGAAUUCACCCCUGAGACUCGUUAUGAUAAAGAACAUAGUGACAGUGACGAAAGAGAUCGUCCAAUUUUGAAAGCAUCUCUAAUUAAAGAAGGUCUUGAUCUCGCUACAAAAUUAGGUAGUCAUUUUGAACAACAAGAUCAUGACGAGGAACGAGCUGCCAAAUUUCAACGUGAACUGAAAUCAUUAAUGGCAUCUUACAGGGAAGUUUAUAAUGGGUUAACGCGAAAUAAAACUCAAUCUAAGAUAACUGAUUUCGUUCAAAAAUCUACUGAUGUCCCAACACAGUCGGAACGUUUACGUUUAUUAUCAGACAGUGACAAUAAAUAA
Zeugodacus cucurbitae (melon fly) is the source of this 1130-nucleotide messenger RNA. RefSeq names its product tigger transposable element-derived protein 1-like. Gene Ontology annotation, molecular function: DNA binding. NCBI's taxonomy places the organism in Eukaryota, Metazoa, Arthropoda, Insecta, Diptera, Tephritidae. Gene Ontology annotation, cellular component: nucleus. The record is from RefSeq and is a predicted model, not a curated record. The transcript has a single exon. Bases 27 to 1130 code for a protein of 367 amino acids.